Molecule: messenger RNA, 4488 nt
Organism: Histoplasma capsulatum G186AR
Lineage: Eukaryota; Fungi; Ascomycota; Eurotiomycetes; Onygenales; Ajellomycetaceae
Product: ABC transporter
Exons: 5
Coding region: 1-4488 (1495 amino acids)
Biological process (GO): transmembrane transport
Cellular component (GO): membrane
Molecular function (GO): ATP hydrolysis activity; ATP binding; ABC-type transporter activity
Source: RefSeq, a predicted model, not a curated record
AUGAACACUCCGAGACAGGGAGUAGACGCCGGCGACAAAAAUUAUGUGUCCGAGGUGAAGAGGAAUCCGCCUCAAACUGAUUGCACGUCUACUCCCAAACAUAUUGUGAGGCUCCUCCGGACCAAGGAGAGGCCUGUCGAAGAUCCAAUGUCCUCGAAAGAGAGCCAUCAUGCCCUAGGAAUGGGCCAUGGGAAAGAAAAUGAAGCCGAAACUCCGCCUAGCAACCAUGACGAAAAUUUUCGUACUACCAGCUCAACCAUCAUUGACAAUAAUGGUGCUUCUGGGGCUGAUGGAGACGGAAUGACGGAAUUGCAAGUAAAAAGCCUGGUGGGCCUUGCUCGCAGCAUGUCCCACGCCUCAGCCCAAAGCAGUCUAUGCGCACAGCACCCUAGCGGUGACAUCAACCCCUUCAUCGACUCUGAAUCCGACCCCGAAUUGAACCCUCACAAUGAAAAUUUUAAUUUGCGUAAAUGGAUGAAAUCCAUCCUCCGCAUUACUUCAAGAGACCCCGAGCGUUAUCCCCGUCGCACUGCCGGCGUUUCAUUCCGCAACCUGAACGUGCAUGGCUAUGGCACUGCUGCUGACUACCAAGCCGAUGUUGCAAAUGUUUGGCUGAAGGCGUAUGGAAUUGUAAAGCGCUUGGUCGGUUUUGAUGAAAAGGUCCGCAUCGACAUUUUGCGCAAUUUCGAAGGUUUAGUGAAGAGUGGAGAGAUGCUGGUCGUGUUGGGCCGUCCAGGGAGUGGGUGUUCAACCUUUCUUAAGACUCUAGCUGGUGAGACACAUGGGUUAUACCUGGGAGAGGGCACUUCAAUUGAGUAUCAAGGUAUCUCUUGGGACCAGAUGCAUAAUAACUUCCGUGGCGAAGCUAUCUACCAGGCAGAAACAGAAUCACAUUUCGCACACUUAACGGCUAGUGAUACCCUCUAUUUUGCUGCAAAAGCUCGUGCUCCAGCUAAUCGGUUCCCUGGUGUCAGUCGCAACCAAUAUGCGCUGCAUAUGCGAGAUGUUGUCAUGGCCAUGCUUAACCUCUCUCACACGGUAAACACCAAGGUCGGAAACGAAUACAUCCCUGGUGUGUCUGGUGGCGAAAGGAAGCGCAUUAGUAUCGCGGAAACCACUCUUAGUGGGAGUCCACUUCAAUGCUGGGACAACAGCACUCGGGGCCUUGAUAGUGCUACCGCUCGCACAGUUAUAGAGUCGCUACACCUAUCUACCAGAUAUUCCGGCACAACUGCAAUUGUAGCUAUAUAUCAAGCGAGCCAGGCUAUCUAUGAUAUAUUUGAUAAGGCAAUGGUGUUGUAUGAGGGGAGGCAGAUCUAUUUUGGGAAGACAACCCACGCUAAGAAAUAUUUUAUUGACAUGGGGUUUUAUUGCCCGGAGCGGCAGACAACGGGGGAUUUCCUCACAUCCAUGACUAACCCAGAGGAGCGAUUGGUACGUGAGGGAUUUGAGGCGGUUGUUCCACGUACACCCGACGAGUUCGCAGCAAGAUGGCAGCAGAGCCCCGAUCGCAAAGCGCUCCUCACGGAGAUAGAAGCGUACCAGAAGGAAUAUCCCUUGAAUGCACAGCCUCUUGAUCAGUUCAAUUCAUCUCUCAGUGCUCAGAAAUCAAAAUUUAACCGAGGCAAAUCCCCUUAUACGAUAUCCUACUGGAUGCAAAUAAGGCUUUGCAUAUGGAGAGGAGUUCAGCGGCUAAAGGGAGAUUUAUCCAUCACCUUGACAUCUAUCAUCGGCAAUAUUAUCAUGGCUUUAGUUGUGGCCUCUAUGUUCUAUAAUUUACCUAAUGACACCAGCAGUUUUUUCAGUCGUGGGGCGCUAAUCUUCUUCGCUAUCAUCCUGAAUGCGUUGGCAACCACUCUUGAGGUAUUGACUCUGUGGCAGCAACGACCAGUUGUGGAAAAGCAUCAUAAGUACGCGCUAUAUCGCCCAUCUGCUGAAGCGAUAAGCUCCAUCAUCAUUGACCUCCCAGCAAAACUAUGCGUCGCCAUCGCAUUCAACACGGUUUUGUACUUCAUCGCUAACCUACGCCGCACCCCUGGUCACUAUUUUGUGUUCCUCUUGUUUUCAUUCUCUAUUACCUUGACCAUGUCGAACAUCUUCCGUUUCAUUGCUUCGAUCUCGAGGACAUUUGCCCAGGCCUCUCCUCCAACGAUAGUAAUUGUUCUUGGAAUGGUUAUCUAUACAGGAUUCACUGUUCCUUUGCGAGACAUGGUUGUCUGGUUCCGCUGGAUAAACUAUAUUAACCCGAUUGGCUAUGCUUUCGAGUCGCUGAUGAUUAAUGAAUUUCACGACCGUUCAUUUCCAUGCACAACCUUUAUUCCCGCGGGACCUGGCUAUGGGGAUUUCGACAAUCAAUUCAAAAUUUGUGAGGGUUCGGGUGCUGUCGCAGGGAAUACCUUCAUCGACGGUGACAAGUUGCUGAAUACCUCAUAUGAGUAUUACGCCGAGAAUCUCUGGAGAAAUUUUGGAAUCAUCUGUGCCUUUUUCGUCUUUUUCCUUGUUCUAUACAUAGUCGCAUCAGAAUUGGUGAGCGCUAAGCCUUCUAAGGGUGAGGUUCUUGUAUAUCGCCGCGGCAAGAUUCCUCCAGGACUGGCUCAAAAGAGUGGGAGCAAGAGCAUGGAUGAUCCUGAGACAGGCAAGCAGGCCCACGAGAAACAAAGGAUUGAGCAAAAUCGAAGCGAAGAGGUUGCUUCAAUUGCCAAGCAAAUGUCUAUCUUCCAUUGGGAGAAUGUGUGUUAUGAUAUUAAAAUUAAAGGCCAAUCAAAGCGGCUCUUGGAUCAAGUGGAUGGCUGGGUAAAACCAGGAGCUUUAACGGCUCUAAUGGGGGUAUCUGGCGCGGGGAAAACAACUCUACUUGAUGUUUUAGCUAAUCGUGUCACAAUGGGGGUUGUCACAGGUGAGAUGUUAGUUGAUGGCCGUCUUCGUGAUGUAUCCUUUCAGCGGAAAACUGGAUAUGUGCAACAGGAUGAUUACCUACACACAGAAACUAGCACUGUCCGCGAAUCUUUGGUCUUCAGCGCUCUCCUUCGCCAACCAUCUACCACUCCACGUGUCGAGAAAAUUGCAUACGUCGAAGAAGUCAUCAAGCUUUUAGGCAUGCAAGAAUACGCAGAUGCGGUUGUUGGAAUCCUUGGAGUGGGCUUGAACGUAGAGCAACGAAAACGCUUCAGCAUCGGAGUCGAAAUCGCGGCCAAGCCAGACCUGUUACUCUUUUUUGACGAGCCUACGUCUGGACUUGAUAGUCCGACGGCCUGGUCCAUCUGCAAUUUGAUGCGAAAGCUUGCUGACCAUGGACAAGCCAUCCUGUGUACGAUUCACCAACCGUCAGCUUUUUUAAUGCAGACAUUUGACCAAUUGCUCUUUUUGGCCGCUGGAGGGAAAACUGUUUAUUUUGGAGACCUCGGGGAGAAUAUGAGCACACUGGUUGAAUAUUUCGAGAAAAAGGGAGCUUCCAAAUGUCCCCCUGAAGCAAACCCGGCCGAAUGGAUGCUGGAGGUCAUUGGUGCUGCUCCUGGCUCCCAUACCGAUAAAGACUGGCCAGAAAUCUGGAAGUCUAGCCCGGAGCGGGUUGAAGUGCGCCGUUCGUUAGCUGCUAUGAAGCAGGAAUUGUCCCAGAAAAAACGAGACUCUCAAGAAGAGGGAUACUCAGAAUUUGCAAUGCCGCUGUGGUAUCAAUAUCUGAUUUGCCAGCAACGGAUGCUUCAACACUACUGGCGCAAUCCAGUGUACAUUUACUCCAAAGCGUUUGUUGCUAUUCUUGCGGUACGCGAGCGCCCAUCAAAAACGUACUCGUGGAAGGCUUUCAUACUUUCAGCUGUCGUGGUAGAGCUUCCUUGGAACACCCUCAUGGCUGUCCCUGCUUUUUUCGCCUGGUACUAUCCGAUUGGGUUUCAGCGGAAUGCCGGGGAUGAUGUGGCAGGACGUAGCGGUACCAUGUUCCUCCUCAUAUGGAUCUUCCUCGUUUAUGGUUCUACAUUUGGUUCUAUGGUAGUUUCAGGAAUGGAUCUAGCCGAAACAGCUGGCAAUAUUAGCCAAUUGUUAUUCUCGAUGGCUCUCAUCUUCUGCGGUGUCCUUGCUACCCCGGAUGCCAUGCCAGGUUUCUGGAUCUUCAUGUACCGCCUCUCCCCGUUCAACUACUUUGUUUCCUCUGUCCUUUCCACGGGGAUCGCUGGUGUGGACAUCCAGUGUUCUUCCAUCGAGCUGUUGCGAGUCCCCCCUCCACCAGGAAAGACCUGCUUAGAGUACUUUCAACAAUAUAUGUCAUUCGCUGGUGGUCGUCUCCUCACCCCAGACAAAACUGACAUGUGUGAGUUUUGCACAGUCAUGACAACUGACGAUUACCUCAAGCAGGUCAACAUAUAUUUUGCAGACCGCUGGUUCAACAUUGGCAUUUUGUUCGCAUUCAUUGCUGUGAAUAUUGUUGGUGCAGUGUUUUUCUAUUGGCUUGUUAGGGUACCAAAGAUGGAAUGGAAGGCCAAAAAGUCAUAA